This is a messenger RNA of Penicillium angulare, 1497 nucleotides long. RefSeq lists its product as uncharacterized. The record is from RefSeq and is a predicted model, not a curated record. Gene Ontology annotation, biological process: nuclear membrane fusion involved in karyogamy; karyogamy involved in conjugation with cellular fusion. Bases 1 to 1497 code for a protein of 498 amino acids. Gene Ontology annotation, cellular component: endoplasmic reticulum membrane. The transcript is spliced from 6 exons. Lineage: Eukaryota; Fungi; Ascomycota; Eurotiomycetes; Eurotiales; Aspergillaceae.
AUGAACCUUGUGUCUGCAUCAGAAAGGAUGUUACUGCCCAUAUUUACUGGGGGCGAUGACAGGAAUAACGCCGUCUCUCAUAUCGAUACGAAAGAUCCAUAUCGCGAUGCGAUCUUCACCGAGGCUGCUCAGCUGCUAGAUUCACUCAAAUCAUCUCCUUCCUGUCAUCGCGUCGCAGCGACAAAACUGAUAACCUCGUGCCAAACAUUGGAUGGGAAGGAAGCUCAUAACCGUGGAGAGUAUGAAGCGCUGGAUCGCACACGCUCAGUUUAUGCUGCAAGACUGGCAAUCUGUGAGCUCGAUGGAGCAGGGGCUUCGAUUCCACCUGCCUGUCUUCCUCUUACAGCCUCGCCACCCCAGCCAAGAUCCCGUUUCCUUUUCAGUAUGAAGUCAAGACCGCAUGAUCCCGACUUCGACGACUAUCCAAAAGAGAUCCUAGAGCCUUGUCUCAAGACCUUGGAGUCACGACCUCAGUGGUGGACUUCAUAUAGCAACAACAGGCAAAACGCAAUGGUCAUCUGCGAGGCAACACGAAUGGAAACACAGAAAGACGAACUGCUCAACCUCCAUCGAUCCAUUGUUGACAGCAGCGCUAAAUUAAGCAAUGGGCUUAUCGCCGCGCUGCAAAAUACAGCCAUGGAUUCAGCCCGAAACCAAGAGUUUUUGGAAUCGGUUCAGGCGCUACAAAGGAGGUUACUUGUGGAAAUGGAAGAAAGUGACCUCACUUUACAUGAUACCUUUGUCAGGCUAUUAAACGAGGUCGAAGCUGGUAUUGAUACAAUGAUGGCCUUAUUCACAUCAUCCUUGAGUAAUCUCCAGAAUGAGACGGCUAACCUUGGAAAGAACAUUGCGACCAUUUCGGGCCAAGUCAAUACCCUUCAGCAGAGUCUCACGGAAUCACAUGAGGCUGAGAUAUUGAGGAGUAAAGAGGUGCUCCGAGUUCAUGAAGAAAACUCUCUUGUAUCUCAGCAACUCGCAUUAGAUAUGCACCUUGCAGUGGAGUCCAAUAUGAAUACAGACUUGACGCUCAUCUCCCAAAGGAUGGCCAACCUCGACUCGUCAUUAGAAUGGUUGACGAGUCGGCUGAAUCACGUUCUCAAACAAGAAAAUGAGUUAGCAUAUAAACUUGAAACUAUGGAGAAGUCGGUCGAAAUAUCCACAAACAAAGCCAAUGAGCUGCAGGCGGCUCAACACGAGCAGGUUAAAGCACUUAAUGCGCAAGUUCAAGUACACGAAGAGAUACAAUUCGCUGCUCAGCUUUCUAAAGCCUUGAUGGAAAAAGCUGCAGCAACUGCUGCCAAUCUACAAGCGACAAUUGAAGAUGCAGCAGUCAAAGCGAAGAGUAUCCUGAAUCUCCAACUAGGAGGCUUUUUAACCUGGGCGACAGGUACCGGUGCUCUUCUUCUUAUCGGUACAAUGAAUGCCACAGCCGCGAUAGGUAUUUUCUUCAUGGUAUUGGGAGGCAAACUCGCAUUUUCUUACCUUCGGUAUUUCUAA